AUGAAUGGUUCCGGUUUUGAUUGGUUAAAUAUAAAACCAAGUAACAGUGAGUCGAACUCUCCGGCACCGCCCGUGUCUUUUGGGUUCAACAGCAACAGUGAUCUUAAUUUUAAAAAUAAUAGUGGUCCCUUUGAUAGAUCUAGUACUGCUAAUUCAUACAAGUAUUCCAAUGCUCUGGCGGAUCAGUUGCCUUAUUCGUCACCAUCGUACCCUAAUAAUCAGAGCAACAUGGGGAAUUAUGACGACGAUGAAGCUAGUAUACCACUAUCAUUAACUGCUCAAGACUUAACGUUGGAAGAGUCCAAGACGUAUAUGAGAUGGUAUAGUGAUAUACUAGCUCGAACAAAUUCAAGAACAGUUUCAAUGAAUGAUGUUUACAGUUUUCUACACAACUUUAAAAUUUCAGAUUCGAUAAAGGACAAAUUACGAAAAAUAUUCAAUAAGAUAUUACAUUCUAUAAACAUUGGAGAAUUUUUUGCAUUACUAAGAUUGAUUUCGCAUGCUUUGAAUGGCUUAGAACCUAGUCGGAGGUUAAUCAAAGUGCAAACUUCAGUUCCUACACCCCCAUCAAUUUUGAGUAAGAAAAGACAAAGUGACGACGACGACGAAAGUAGCAAUAACGAUAAUGAUAACGAUUCUUUACGAGCCGAAGAAAAAGAUGAAGGCAAGCCGUUAGAUUUGGAUAGCUUUACCCAGUUCAUGCUAACAGGUGAGAGGCCAGGUGAGGUCAAUCAUAAAAAGAAAAAAUCAAAGAAAGUUAAAUUCUCUGACCAAAUAGUAACUGAUAUCCAUGAUUCAGUGGUUUUAAAUUCCCCCAUUCCCUCUCCUCAACCUCAACAGAUUGAUUAUUCUUUGCCAAUGGAUCAGUUAUUGGGCAAGAUCAAUCAGUCACAAUCGGCACAGCAACCCACUCAUCAAAACGAUGAAGAGGAGCGGGAAAUUUUAAAAGACAUGGAAUCUCAAAUAAACCAUUUCCAGAAUUUACAUUCUGUCGAUACUGCAUCAAUAGAUGGUGUUCCUGCGAAUAUUCAUUUCCACGAUGGCUACAGUCAAGAUAACUUAUUAGCACCCAAUAAUACAGGGCCAGCACAGAUGGCAAGAUUUUUCAGCCCUUCUCCUCAGCCUGACCAACAGCAACAACAACAACAACAAGAUUAUUUGAAACCCAAUAUGACUGGACCUGCCCAGAUGGCUAGAUAUUUCAGUCCAUCUCCACAACCAGAGCAGCAAAAUCAACAGCAACAAGCAUACCUAAAACCCAAUAUGACUGGUCCUGCCCAAAUAUCUCAAAUGUAUAAUAGGAGCUCUAUUGAUAAUAGAAAUGAUGAAAAUACUUCAUCAAUGCCGCAUGUUUCAGACCCAAGUGAUAUGGCCAAAUUAUUUGCUCCAAACAGUUCAGAUACUGAAUCAACUCCUAAGAUAUCUUUACAAUCAUUCACCAACCAAAUGACGGGUAAUACAUUAUCGAAUACCCUCCAAAACUCGCGAGUUUCAGAUAACGGAUCGCCGUCAAAGUUUGGUGGAUCAUACAAUAACCGAUCUUUACCACCUCCUCCUGUCCCUAACAACAGAAGAUCCAGAUCAGCAUCUUCCCCUACACCGAGAAAUAGCUCCCCUGCAUUUCAGCUGUCUACCAAUUAUGAUCUGAACUAUACUACGAACCACCUAGGCACUCUGAACAACCACUCCGCGCCACUCCCACCUGUUCCCCCAAGAUCACCCUUAUCAAACAACGCAAUGAACGGAACUAAUAGCAAAAGGCCGGUGCCUCCUCCACCUCCUCCAUCAAGGAAACGAAACACAUCGACAGGUGCAAACAAUAUGAUAUCCAGUUCGUCUCCACCCCCACUACCACCCAAGGUGUCUUUAAAUGGUCAGGUGCAAGAAAACGACGUUUCGGGAGUAUAUGCGAAUAACUCCAAUAAUGAUAGCACGGCCAAUAUAUUAGACGAUUUAAAAGCAUUACAGGAGGAAGUUGAUAAAAUUAGAAACAUGACUGGUGGGUUCUAG
Molecule: messenger RNA, 2010 nt
Organism: Debaryomyces fabryi
Lineage: Eukaryota; Fungi; Ascomycota; Pichiomycetes; Serinales; Debaryomycetaceae
Exons: 1
Coding region: 1-2010 (669 amino acids)
Source: RefSeq, a predicted model, not a curated record